Mesocestoides corti is the source of this 432-nucleotide messenger RNA. The record is from the annotation of a GenBank genome assembly. NCBI's taxonomy places the organism in Eukaryota, Metazoa, Platyhelminthes, Cestoda, Cyclophyllidea, Mesocestoididae.
AUGAGUGAUGCCAUCAUUUUCCAGACUGUGUGCUUCUGGACAGCGCACCAGCUCGUGAAUCAAUCUGCGACAGCCCCAAUUAAACAGGAGACGUCGCUGAGCGAACCCUCUCUCGCCAGCCGAGUGGGUGUCGUUUCUGUGGUCAACACCGACACCAAGCUCCGAAGACCUGAUCCAACACUGCACAUCUUAGAACUACUUCGCCUAACGCCUGCCAUAAGAACCUUCUCGAACCCACCUCCUCAUUCUCACUAUCAUUCUACACCGAAUUGCACACCGCCGUUUCCACAAUACGAGAUCUGCUUUAAUCAUGACAUCGGCUACAACACAACAUUUUCCAAGAUUACUCCACCAACUUCGGAUCUCAAUGUCAUCUGCCGACUCCACGAUACCCCCCACCCCUCUCUACCUCUAGUCAGUUCAGCAAGUUGA